CAAAAUAGUGAACAUGUGAUGGAAGAUUUAAUUUUCGUAUCUCUUUAAAUUGUUAAUCUUUUUAAUUAUUGUUACCAUUUAAAUUACAUUUCUUUUUAAAUUCUAUUUUAGAUAAGUUUGUUGAGAAGAAUCUAAAUUGUUGGAAAUUCUAUGGAUCCAAAGGUAUCAAAGGUUUUGGGUGAUGUGAAGUGUUGUGAAAAUGAAAAUGAUUCCUCAACGAAAGUGAUUGAUGAAAGUCCUUUAAUUGCUCGUUCAUCUGUUUUCCAAAAAACUCAAUUAAAAGAUGAUCAAGAUGAUGAUCUUCUUUCUCUUGAGGUGCAUGGGUAUGAUUUUAACAAGGGAAUUAAUCCCGCGGAACUUUUUAAUUCAUUCAAAACCACUGGAUUCCAAGCCACCAAUGUAUCCACAGCCAUUGAAAUAAUCAAUGAAAUGCUUAAAGCAAGGAAAGAAGAAUUUUCUCCCGAUGAUUUGGAGAGCGAUUGUUUCAUUCGGAAACAAAGUGGAUGUUCAAUUUUCCUUGGUUAUACAUCUAAUAUUGUCUCUUGUGGUCUUCGAGAUGUCAUUAGAUUUAUUGUUCAACAUAAAAUGGUAGAUUGUAUUGUGACCACUGCUGGUGGAAUAGAAGAAGAUUUAAUCAAAUGUUUAGCUCCUACAUUCGUUGGUGACUUUAACCUGAAAGGAAAUUAUCUCAGAGAAAAAGGUAUCAAUAGGAUUGGAAAUUUAUUAAUACCCAAUGAGAAUUAUUGUAAAUUUGAAGAUUGGGUUAUCCCAAUUUUGGAUGAAAUGUUGUCAGAGCAAAAAUCAGAUGAGCAAAAGAUUUGGACUCCAUCAAAAAUGAUCACCCGAUUAGGUGAAAAGAUUAACAAUGACCAAUCGAUAUGCUAUUGGUCAGCUCGUAAUAAGAUUCCAAUUUUUUGCCCUGGACUAACUGAUGGGUCACUUGGUGAUAUGAUUUAUUUUCACUCUUUCCGAAAUCCUGGACUAAUUGUUGACAUUGCUUCUGAUAUAAGGCGGAUCAAUACGAUUGCAGUUAAAGCCCAAAAAUCGGGCAUGUUAAUCAUCGGCGGAGGAAUAAUUAAACAUCACAUUUGUAACGCUAAUUUAAUGAGAAAUGGAGCCGAUUAUUCAGUUUUCAUCAACACAGCAAAUGAAUUUGAUGGAUCCGAUUCUGGAGCUCGACCAGAUGAAGCUGUUUCUUGGGGUAAAAUUAAAUCAAACGCUAAAUGUGUAAAAGUUAAUUGUGAUGCUUCAAUUGUGCUUCCUUUAAUUGUUAACGAAACAUUUGCAAAAAAUAUUCACUCAACAGGAUAAACAAACAAUAGAAUCACAUUGAGUUUCAAAUAAUCAUUUUCUUCAUUCUCUUCUUCCGAAACUCCCUUAAACUAACCUCUCAAAUGUUAAUUACAGAAAAAAAUUAAUUUAAUCAUAACAAUUACGAAUAAAAAAAAACUAUUUUGAGAACGAAA
This is a messenger RNA of Panonychus citri (citrus red mite), 1466 nucleotides long. Its product is annotated as probable deoxyhypusine synthase. Gene Ontology annotation, biological process: peptidyl-hypusine biosynthetic process. Lineage: Eukaryota; Metazoa; Arthropoda; Arachnida; Trombidiformes; Tetranychidae. The record is from RefSeq and is a predicted model, not a curated record. The coding region runs from base 151 to 1311 and encodes 386 amino acids. The transcript is spliced from 4 exons. Gene Ontology annotation, molecular function: deoxyhypusine synthase activity. Gene Ontology annotation, cellular component: cytoplasm.